Hypoxylon trugodes is the source of this 2123-nucleotide messenger RNA. Its product is annotated as multidrug transporter. Gene Ontology annotation, molecular function: transmembrane transporter activity. The record is from RefSeq and is a predicted model, not a curated record. Gene Ontology annotation, biological process: transmembrane transport. The transcript is spliced from 5 exons. Lineage: Eukaryota; Fungi; Ascomycota; Sordariomycetes; Xylariales; Hypoxylaceae. The coding region runs from base 1 to 1941 and encodes 646 amino acids.
AUGGCAACCUCGCGGCCUGGUCGGGUUAAGCCACAACCCGAGAUCGUCCUCACGCCCGCUGAGGACCCUACCGGCAAUGACAAUCUCACCCUACGCCACUCGGAAGGGGCCAAACCCAAUAACCCCCCGGCGCUUGAGUUACCAGGACAAGACGCCCGUAUUCUGAUCAAGCCCUCCGACUGUGGUGAUAGGUUGGGAUUUGCAUGGUCUAUGCGAAAGAAGUGGUACUGCUUAUGGGUGAUAUUCUUCGUGCAGGUAUCCAUGAACCUGAACACGACGAUCUACUCCAAUGCCAUCGAUGGCAUAUCACUCGAGUGGGAGCUAACCCCGUAUCUAAUACGGUGGGGUGGCGCAGCCUCAUUCCUGCUUACCUACGCGUUCGGUUGCGAGCUUUGGGCACCGUGGUCCGAAGAGUUCGGUCGGAAAAUCGUCCUACAACUGUCGCUGGGCUCGGUGAACGCGUUCGCAUUCAUCGUGGGCCUUGCCCCGAAUUGGCCGGUACACAUCUUUGGCCGAUUCAUGGGUGGCCUAUCCAGCGCCGGAGGUAGUGUGACGCUUGCGGUUGUAUCCGACAUGUUCGAUCAUGACGAUCCUAUGUUCCAGUAUGCGGUACUCUUCAUAGUGUUCUCAUCGGUCGGUGGCUCUAUUGUCGGCCCUAUUAUAGGUGGUGCCAUUGAGGGACAUACCUCCUGGCGAUGGUGCAUCUGGAUCCAACUCCUUGUUGGUGUCGCGGUGCAACUGUUACACCUCUGGGUCGUGCCGGAGACUCGAGCUACCGUCAUAAUGGACAAGGUCGCUAAGGAACACCGCAAGUCCGGCAAGAACCCGCACCUCUACGGGCCGAACGAGGUAGCUGGCAGGAAGCGCAUAGACUGGGCCGAGGUAGGGCAGAUCUGGAUACGGCCGUUCAAGAUGUUCUUUACAGAACCGAUUGUGCUCGUAUUCUCCCUAUUGUCCGGUUUCUCCGAUGCCCUCAUCUUUAUGAUGAUCCAGUCGUUUGGUUUCGUAUACUGGCAAUAUGGCUUCACCCCUCUCCAAACCGGGUUAUGCUUCAUCCCUAUCGGUCUUGGCUACGUGAUCGGUGCUCUGUCGUUCCUCUUCGUCAUCAACCGCAACAUACAACUGCGGAAGAAGACGCCACAAUCGGAGUAUGCGAUGUACGAGUCUCGGCUUUGGUGGCUAUUGUACUUGGCACCUUUGUUGCCUAUUGGCCUUCUGGAGUUCGCUUUUACAGCGGCAUACUUCACGACGCCGAUACACCCGAUAGCCAGUAUGAUAGGGUCCUGCAUGAUCGGUAUAGCCAAUCUUGCCAUUUAUAUGGCAACCAUCGACUAUGUCUUGAGGGCAUACGGACCAUACGCCGCGUCCGCGACGGGUGGCAAUGGGUGGGCGAGAGACUUCCUCGCUGGAAUACUAACUCCUUAUGCGAUCCCCAUGUAUGUCAAACCUCCCCAUCGUAUCCUCUCCAUCUUCAUGGCGACCAUCAUACUGGUAAUUAUCGCAACCGUUCUCACGAGUGCCGUCUUCAUCGUAUAUAAAUACGGCCCGGUACUCCGUCGGUCUUCACGCUUCGCCCAGACAAUCGCCAAUGCCGAGGCAGACCAGGCGACCUCCUCCAGCUCGGACGGCGAUAAUGAGGCCGUGAACGGGGGUGCUGACAACGAUGACCACGACGGCACUCGUGGCUCCCAUGCUGCUCGCGAUCCCGAACGCGUGGACAGGAUAAACCAUACCGUCCACGUAAAUCGCGUACUCAACUUCCUGCCUCCGGAUAGCUUACCAGGUAGUCGCUCCAACUCGCAACCGAACUCUGCAGUCAACUCGCCAGUCGUUUCGCCCCGCACUAGCGUUGAGGUGCCGAAGAGGAACCCACAGUUGCAUGCUCGACGAAGUGGCCAGGCGUAUUCGCGGACCCAUUUGCGAGUGCCUGGGGCACCUUAAGUGGUUCCUAGUGAAAAAUGACGCGGUGGACGAGAGUUCGGCGAGGAGUAGGGGCAUUAACAAGAGCUAUGUUCCGGAGCAGAGGGAGAGGCCAACGAGCAACCGGCCGAAUCGAACGGUGAGAACGGCGAGAAGAGAUAAUGAGGAGAAUGGCGUAAAGGGGAAGAAAGGUCGUAGGAAAG